GUCCCGCUGCUCUAUUUGGAGUGGGGGAAGCCAGGCCAGGGAUGCAGUCACUGUUAUUUUGCCCCAUGAGUAAUCCCGAGCCAUCAGCCUUGUAAAAAUAGGCAAUGGUGCCUGGCGGGGGCAGCAGGGCCAGAGGGUUCUGGAAGGGGUCCGGCCCCCACGGGAGGGGAUAAAAGCUGCCGGCCUCCAGCACCAAGCAGAUCAGCCCCCAGCCCCACCGGAGAGGACUCAGCCCGGAGCCAGCAGCAGCCCAAGAAGCAGCGAUGUUGUGCCGCCUGCACCUCCUGCCGCCCCCCCACGGCCCCCUGGCUGCCCGGCUGGGCCCCGUGCGCACUCUGUGGCCGGCCCCGGGUGCCCUCUGCGCUGAGCUGGAGCAGGAGCUGCUGCGGGAGCUGGAGUCUGCCAGGGAGUUUGCCAGCAGCAUGGGGCGGCUCCUGGCUGGCGGAGGGAGCGGCAGCCCCAGCGGGGAGCCAGGCCAGAGCUCCAGCGUGGCCCUGGCCCAGGGGACGGCCCAGACCUUCGCCGUGCGGCAGGACGUCCGGGGCUUUGCGCCCGAGCAGCUGGCGGUGAAGCUGGUGGGCAGGAAGGUGCUGCUGACAGGCAGGAAGGAGACGCAGAGUGAGGACGGCAAAGGCUCCUUCUCCUACAAGUACGAGGUGUUCAAGAGGGAGUGGGACGUGCCCGAGGCCGUGGACACCGACCGCCUGACCUGCUCCAUCUCCAGGGAGGGGCAGCUGUGCAUCGAAGCCCCGUGCCUGGCCCCCCCAGCCCUCCCCACGAGGAACGUGCCCAUCCAGCUCAGCCCUGCGGGCGGCUCGGUGGCUCCGGCUGAGCCGGGCUCAGAGGACGGGGCAGAUGGCAGAGCCCGGGGGUAACAGCCUGAGCUGCUGGCAGCAGCCCCGGCCGAGCUGGGCGGAGAAGGGGGAGCAGAGUCCAGAGGCUGGGGCGGAUACUUGACUUU
Gopherus evgoodei (Goodes thornscrub tortoise) is the source of this 961-nucleotide messenger RNA. It is a transcript of the gene HSPB9, whose product is annotated as heat shock protein family B (small) member 9. The transcript has a single exon. Gene Ontology annotation, biological process: protein refolding; response to heat. Bases 264 to 875 code for a protein of 203 amino acids. Lineage: Eukaryota; Metazoa; Chordata; Testudines; Testudinidae. The record is from RefSeq and is a predicted model, not a curated record. Gene Ontology annotation, molecular function: protein folding chaperone.